Molecule: messenger RNA, 2856 nt
Organism: Anastrepha obliqua
Lineage: Eukaryota; Metazoa; Arthropoda; Insecta; Diptera; Tephritidae
Exons: 3
Coding region: 213-2018 (601 amino acids)
Biological process (GO): regulation of gene expression
Cellular component (GO): nucleus
Source: RefSeq, a predicted model, not a curated record
UUCCCCAUACUUACAUAUGGGGAAUGCUGCUGGAGUGGCAAUCCUUGGCCGAAUAUAAAUCCGGGUCGUUUCGGUAACGUAGAACCGCCGUGGAAACUAACGAAAAAGGUCGAGAUUUUUGUUUCCUGCCAACGAAAGUGACAUCAAUAAAACCGGUUUUUUAAGCGAGACUAACCUAUUUUCUCUUUUGUUUGUUCACAGAAAAUUGAAGGAUGAAAUGUGCUCAAGCUCUACAAAAAGUAAAUGAUCAGAUGUACCUGCCUAUAAUUGUAGAUAUACCUGUAUAUUUGAGCCGAAAACUGUCCCAGUUGCACAAGGAAAACACCUCGCCACAGGGAGUUAUAAUACAAAAGACAUGCCAGCGAUCUAUUCUCAAUACACACGCCGUCAAGCGGCUGAACACUCGCAACGCUUCGACGCCAAUAACAGCACCACCAGAAUCUUCGCCUGUGUUGGCGUCAGUUCUGGUGCCACAUCCGCGCACCGACCUAACCUCAAAGCGGAGUGUAAACCGCAAAAAUAUGUCCAUGUCGGAUGUUUCCGAUAUGCUUAUUCAGUUACGUAAAGCUAAUGUAGCAAAUGCACCAAAGAAUCAACAGGCAGUUGCCAGUAAGAAUAGACAAACUUCGCCGUCUCCUGCUGAGAGUUAUGAGUCAAGCAUCGCGGCCAUUGCAACCAAAUGCGUCGCUACAGUUACUGAGUCAAAAAACUUGCGACGUGAUGAAAUGGUGGCAAUCCCAAUAGAACAGGAAAGGCCGACUAUUGCACCUAAGCCAAUUGGCGAGGGCGCAACUGCCGCCGAAAAUGCAUCAUUUCAUCAACCCACUGAAUAUACAAGCGUAAAUAAAAGUACUGACCCGGGCAAGAGUUUGAUGGACAAUAUCAAAGCAUUACCAACACUUAGGUCGAUCCCCACACCUGUAGUGGUUGCACCAAACUCCUCACAAAUUGACGUUAAACCACUAAUACAUCCCUCAACUGGUUUAGUAAUUCCUACAGGGCCCAGCCCAGAUAUCAGUAUAGGUUCUUCAGUAAUUAAGGAGGUUGCUAAGAUUGUCAAUGUCCCUGUUCCGUCUUUAAUACCAUUGAGUACGGCUAUUGACAAUACAAAGCUUAUUCCUGGCCAAAAUAAUAUCGCUACUGCAGGUGUAAUUUCAUCCAAUGUCGAUGUCUUGCCGCACGCGGCAGCCAUUGCCGCGGCCUUCUUACGCGAUGGAUACAAUAAUUUUCAACAACAACUACGCACACAAGAAUUAUUAAAGGUAAAGGAACAUUCAGACAACGAUAGCGUCAAUGCAAGCGACAUCAAUACGGCAGCAAACACUUAUUCGUCAAAACUACUGGAAAACUUUUUGCGGCAACGACGCUUUAAAUCCGAAAGUGCGCUAGAUAAUACCGCUGAUGUGGAUGCAACCGAUGGUGAUGACGAAGAUAACGGUUUCGAUGAUAUACAUUUAGUUGAAAACUCAAAAGCCAAUUACAAUUGUUCCGCAUCAAACAUUUUUAAUCCCAAUGGCGCAUCUUCCUCCUCGCCGAGAAUGAUUGCAUCGAAUACGGAUUACAUGUCCGACGACUCGCAAAAAUUCUUAUUUGCAGCACAAGCACACGCACAAGCACAAGCUUUACGCAAUUUAGAGUAUUCACUUAGUGACGCAAGUCACAACUCUUUUGGGAUGCUAGGCAAUGAUACCAAUAGUCCAAGUAAUGCCAAUGAAGGCCCAGAGGCUAUUUACGAGUGCCGCCAUUGCAGUAAAAAAUACCGCUGGAAGUCUACACUUCGUCGCCAUGAGAAUGUCGAGUGUGGCGGCAAGGAACCCUCACAUCAAUGCCCAUAUUGCCCUUAUAAGUCCAAACAGCGUGGCAAUUUGGGUGUACACGUUCGAAAGCAUCAUUCAGACAUGCCGCAAUUGGCUAGUAAACGACGCUCGAAAUACUCAAAUAAAAUAGAUUGUAGCAAUAACAGUGCAAAUGCUUCCGAUGACUCUUCCAGUAAAUUAGUAAUUGAUUGCUCCAAAUAAUUGACACAACUGGCUAAUCAGCCUAGUUCGAAGUUACUUACAAACGAGAUUAAAUACAUACCUGCAAACGCGUUUUCGUAGCAAUUUGUUUAAAGUUUACUUCUGAAUACGUAUAAUGCAUUUUUAAUCAAGUAUAUGUUUUUUCUAUAUAAUUAUAACCUUUACAUUUAGAUCGACUGAACUGAUAUUAUAUACAUACUUACACACAUACAUAUUGUAUUUAUAAUUACAUUAUCAUAUGCAUAAUUGCGCUCUAACAAUAUGGCGCCCAAUCCCAAUGAGAACCAAUUCGACUCUAAAUGAGGUUUAUGUCUUUAGACGUUGUCCUUUUUAUGUUGCUGCUAACUUAGUGGAAGGGUUUUAGUUUGGCCGUAAUUAUAUGCCGAUAAUAACUCUGUGCCUUUACUUUAAGUUUUGUUUACGUCCAUAUCAAAAUAAUAUUCACAUUGCCAACAUGAUAGAUAUUAAGAAAAAAUUACCGUUAAGAAAAGAUCACAAAAAAUGUAAUUUACAUUUGAAAAGUCAUAAUGGGUAUAGUAUCCAUCAAAUGAUUUAUGAGCUGAUUACUGAAUUGGGUGAAGCGUUAUUCUCGGUUGAAAAUAAUAUAUGUAGUAGCAUAAUUAAUUAAUUUUAAGGACAUAACGGCAAGAUAUUGUGUGAAGACUGGUUGAUUUACUGUUGGAGUUUUUUAUUACCAAGUGGGAAAAAUUUAAUUGAGUUGAUUAUUAUCGUGUUUAUGUUAAAGCCCACGGCACAGGGUAGUCACUUUGCUUUAAAAAACAAUCACACAGAGAGUGAACACACAAAUGGCUCACUGUAGCUGGAAAACCAAAACAAA